Molecule: messenger RNA, 2429 nt
Organism: Danaus plexippus (monarch butterfly)
Lineage: Eukaryota; Metazoa; Arthropoda; Insecta; Lepidoptera; Nymphalidae
Product: large neutral amino acids transporter small subunit 1
Exons: 13
Coding region: 120-1586 (488 amino acids)
Biological process (GO): amino acid transmembrane transport
Cellular component (GO): membrane
Molecular function (GO): L-amino acid transmembrane transporter activity
Source: RefSeq, a predicted model, not a curated record
CGGCAGUCUCGCGGUCCUUCUUGGCGGGCUUAGUCGCCACAACAUAAAAAGGCGGGAAAUUUUAGUGCAGUGUAUUUUUUUUAAUUUAAUUUAAGUUAUAAAUAAGCAAAGAUAUCAAAAUGUCUCCAAAAAGAAAAUUGGAAGAAGAAGGCGAUACGGAAGCCCUGAAGUUAGAUCAAGACCAAUCAGCGACAAAAGAUGGAGGCGCGCUUGAAGCUAAAAUGUCGCUUCUUAAUGGCAUCACGGUUAUUGUGGGCUCAAUCAUUGGCAGCGGCAUUUUUGUUUCACCGACCGGUGUAUUAAAAUACACAGGCUCUGUUAAUGCCAGCCUUAUCGUAUGGGUGGCGUCUGGGGUUUUCAGUAUGGUAGGAGCAUAUUGCUACGCGGAACUUGGUACUAUGAUACGACUCAGUGGAGCUGAUUACGCUUAUAUCAUGGAAACUUUCGGACCCUUCGCGGCCUUCAUGAGGUUGUGGAUUGAAUGUAUGAUAGUUAGACCCUGCUCUAUGGCAAUCGUGGCGUUGACGUUUAGCACGUACGUGUUAAAGCCAAUUUUCCCUGAGUGCAGUCCCCCUGAAGACGCGACACGGUUGCUGGCCGCCUGUUGUAUUUUAUUAUUAACGUUCGUCAACUGUUGGUCUAUUCGCGCUGCGACACGUGUUCAGGAUUGGUUUACUUACGCCAAACUGCUUGCACUCUUCAUCAUCAUAGCUGCGGGAUUAUACCAACUGAGCAGAGGGAAGGUGGAACACUUUACAUUUGAAGGGACCACGAGUGACGUCACAUCCAUCGCCCUAUCUUUUUAUUCUGGAUUGUUUGCUUACAAUGGAUGGAACUAUCUUAAUUUUAUAAUCGAGGAAUUAAAGGAUCCAGUGCGAAACCUCCCUCGAGCCAUCGCCAUCUCCUGCACCCUCGUCACCAUCGUGUACACCUUCACCAACGUAGCCUUCUACACCACGUUGUCACCAACUGAGGUGCUGGGUUCGGCUGCUGUAGCUGUAACAUUCUCUGAACGUCUCUUCGGUGCGUUCGCUCUCUCUAUACCAAUGUUCGUAGCUGCGUCCACUUUCGGUGCUGUUAACGGCGUGCUCUUGACUUCUUCAAGGUUGUUCUACGCUGGUGCCGCCCAAGGUCAAAUGCCGGGCAUGCUGACGAUGGUCUCAUCUCGCUCCACUCCGGCACCAGCUGUGAUAGCUGUGGCCGUACUAUCUCUCAUGUAUCUCACAGUGUCUGACAUCUUCGCGCUAAUCAACUACGUCGGAUUCGCUACUUGGCUGAGCAUAGGAGCGGCAGUUCUCUGUCUACCGGUACUGAGAUACACUCAACCGAAUUUAGAGAGGCCCAUUAAAGUUAACUUGUUCUUCCCAGUGAUAUAUAUAAUCUGUACGAUACUUGUCGUGGCGUUUCCCGCGUGGGCGUCGCCCGCGGAGACAGGGGUCGGCUGUCUCAUGAUAUUAACGGCUGUUCCUGUAUACCUGUUGCUGCUGGAACCUAAGACGAGGCUCUCUGGACUUGGAUUUAUUACUGACGCCGCUACCCGUUUAAUACAGAAAUUGACAUUAUCUGUGCGACCAAAGACAAAGUAAACAAAACGACCAACAUCAGACAUAUCCGCGACGGAUUCCAAGUAUUUAGCUCACGCAUAGCCUGAAGGUUACAAAAUAUAUAACGUAUUUUAAAUAAAUAACAUAAAUAUAUAGAAAUAUUACAUGUAUGUUUUGUGCUGGAGUGAGAUAUGUUAUAGAAGUAUUGUUUAUGGUUCAAUUAUAUUAUGCUGUAAUGUAUGCAUGUUAAUGUAUUGAGUUAAUUCGUAAAAUUAAACAGAUCAAGUAUUAAACGUUAAUUAACAUUACCAAUGAAUCAUAUUAUAUUACAUGAUCCUCGUUGUGUGAUAUCAUGUGAUAUUGUAAUUUUUUUAAUCGUUCUGAAAACUCAUUUAAGAUAAAACGGGACUCCUCAUAAUGGACAAUAUCUUUAUAUUUUAAGAAUGUAGCUUUUAUAUAGUUAGAAUAAACAUCGUUUGUAUGCAUAUUAGCGAAAAUUAUAAUUUAAUUUUUGCGUUUGCACAAACUAUAUUUCAUUUAAGGCUGUGUUUUAAAUAUUCCAAAAAAUAAAAAAACGUAAUAAUAAUAAUUAUAAAAAUACAAUCAUUUAAAUUUAAUUUCUAGAUGAUUAAGAUUAUUUCUAUUUUGUAAAUAUUAUUUAACGUACAUGACAUUCCAAUGAACUGCCAAUUCUCGAAUUUUAGAAGCUUUAAGCUGUUAUAUUGUAUCUGUGGCCAUUUUGUUUUUUUUUUUUUUAAUCUUUAUUCGCUUGUCAGGUUACGAUGUUCGAAAGUAAUAUUUGUAUGUAGGUAGCUUGUUUGUGGUUGUUUAUAUUGGGUGUCUUGCAGACUCAAUGUGACAAUAAUAAAUUAUUCAAUACGUGUU